Molecule: messenger RNA, 828 nt
Organism: Metarhizium album ARSEF 1941
Lineage: Eukaryota; Fungi; Ascomycota; Sordariomycetes; Hypocreales; Clavicipitaceae
Product: oxidation resistance protein 1
Exons: 2
Coding region: 1-828 (275 amino acids)
Biological process (GO): response to oxidative stress
Cellular component (GO): nucleus
Source: RefSeq, a predicted model, not a curated record
AUGUGGACGGGGCUGAUACGGCGCUUUUCGACUGAAGACACGGAGCUCGGAAACGACGCAGACACCGACGACCCCCAGGACAAGGACGGCGUGAAUGGCGUCUUCGUUCCAAGUGGUCGGCGCCGUCUUUCUGCCAGCCCAUUUCGCCCUCCUCCGCUGGAGCCGCUGAUGCUCCAUGGCUAUCGCGACAACACUCAGAGCUCAGCCCGGUUGCUGACCAGUGCUGUUGCCGAGGAGAUCCGGACCAUGGUGCCGGAGAGGCUGCGCAUCAUCGACGAUUGGCAUUUGAUUUACAGUCUCGAGCAGGACGGGGCCAGCUUAUCCACCCUGUAUCAGAAAUGCCGCCAUUACAAGGGCCUCAGAGUUGGCUUUGUGCUCGUGGUCAAAGACCAAGAAGGCGGGACCUUCGGAGCAUAUCUCUCAGAGUAUCCGCAUCCAUCUCCUUCAUACUUCGGCAACGGGGAAUGCUUCCUCUGGAAAGCCUCGCUUCUCGCCUCUCUCCCCUUGCCUCCAUCAGCCGACACGACGAACCUUACUCGAAGCACGACCCUCGCGCCAAUGCCGUCGUCGGAAAGCGGGACUUCCACCCCGGCCGAGUCCAUACGAUUCAAGGCAUUUCCUUACAGCGGCCUCAAUGAUUGUUAUAUAAAUUGCGAAACAGGGUUUGUCUCCGUCGGCUCCGGUGGCGGACACUAUGGCCUCUGGCUCGACGACUCCCUGGAUGUCGGACACAGUUCACAAUGCGAGACUUUCGGCAACGAGCCGCUCAGCGAUGCGGGUGAAAAGUUUGGUGUCUGGGGUGUCGAGCUGUGGGUUCUUGGCGCAUAG